CACGUCGCCGAAUGUAACCACAACGAAACUGGAUUUUCAUACUCAAUUCUGAACCCUCAACACAUGGCCACUCAUUUAGAAAAGUUUCAAACAAAUGGAUGACCUAUCGGUUCAUAGCUUUACUUGAAUAAAACGACAGAUAUUUGAGAUGAGCGAUGCGGAAGGAGAAGGCGGCGGCGAAAUGUCAAAGACGGAGAAAGAUGAGAGCUGGAUACCCAAAAUUAUCAAGAAACGAGUGUGCACAACUUUCGUAGAGGAUUCUUUCAGUAAUGGCAGGCUGUGUCAGUGUGGGGGUACGCGGGACACACAUGAGUCAGUGGCUCUGGGGGAUUAUUUCAGCACAGCCAUCGUCAGCCACUGGGACAGCUCCCAGCAUUCCUCCGAGUACCCCACCGACGCUUUCGGAGAGCUGGAGUUUGCCGGCGCCAGCAAGAGACACAGCAAAUUCCUGCGUCUCUCGUGGGACACCCCUCCUGCCAUCGUCUACACCCUGUUGACGACCCACUGGGGGCUACCUCCGCCCAACCUGGUGGUGUCAGUGGUGGGCGGGGAGGGGAGGGCAAAGGUCAAGACGUGGGUACGGGAGGUCCUGAGGCAGGGAUUGGUCAAAGCCUCCCAGAGCACAGGAGCGUGGAUACUGACGGGAGGCUUGCGUGAGGGUGUGGGGAGGUGUGUAGGGGAGGCGGUAAGGGACCAUGCCACCGCUGCCGCCUCUGUCUCCCUGACCAAGGUGGUGGCUCUGGGCAUCGCUCCCUGGGGCCUGGUCCACAACCGCCAGCAGCUGGUCAAUCCACAGGGUAGCUUCCCUGCUAGGUACUACUUCCAGAACACGUCCCGUGACUCAUGCUGCCUGGACAACAACUACCAGGCCUUCCUUCUGGUGGAUGAUGGGAGUGUAGGCCGCAGAGGGGGCGAGGCAAGCUUCAGGGCCCGGCUGGAGGAUUACAUUUCCCAUCAGCGCACAGGCAUCUGGGGCAGUGGAAGCAUUGACAUCCCCGUCCUGUGCAUGCUGAUAUCUGGAGAGACAACCAUGCUGGAGCGGUUGGAUCUCUCUCUGAGGAACUCCAUGCCCUGGCUGGUGCUGGCUGGGUCAGGGGGUGUGGCCGACCUCGUGAGUGACAUCCUGGAGAGCCUAUCGUCUACGCCCCCUUUGCUGUCCUCCACUGAGGGGGAGGGGGAGGCGGGACCUAGUGUGGACCUUAAAGACAGAGUGGCCGAGAGGGUUAGAAAGCACUUUCCGUCCGAAACAGAGAUGGACAAACUGGUAGAACGGGUUCUGAGCAUCUACCAGAAUAGGGAUCUGAUCACUGUCUACCAUGGAGAGCAGGAGGGACCAGACGACUUUGACACGGUCCUGCUCAAAGCCUUGGUUAGAGCGAGUAAGCAGCGUGUGUCGAGUGAAGCCAGCCCCUACACUGAAGAGCUGAAGCUGGCUGUUACCUGGAACAGAGUGGACAUCGCCAAGAGUGAGCUCUUCAAUGGAGACAUCCACUGGAGGUACCAGGACCUGCAGGACUCCAUGACGGACGCGCUGGUCAAUGACAAGCCACAAUUUGUGCGCCUCUUCACCGAGAACGGACUAAACAUCCUGGACUACCUGACCUACGGGCGGCUGGAGAGCCUCUACCGCUCGGUGGCCGACAGCUCUCUAGCCUACGCCCUGCUGCAGCGCCGCCUAGGGGAGCGCCAGGGUAUGACAGGUUCGCAGGCCAUUCUGCUGGAUGUCUCUCCCGCCAAAGGGUCCGGUGGGUCGCCGGGGGGCCUGCGGCCUGCAAAUAAGUUCAGUUUGUUUGAGGUGUCAAGAGUCCUGGAGGACUUGAUGGGGGAUGUGUGUCAGCCAUUUUACCACGCACCACUGGAACUGGAGAACAUCACCUCCCAGAGAAAGGCUCUCAAGCGUGUGAGUAAGUUGUUGCGGGGCAACUGUGUGUACCGGGACAAGCGCUGUCUCUUUCCCUGGGCUAGUCUCUUCGUCUGGGCUGUGCUGCAGAACCGCAACGACAUGGCCGUCUUCUUCUGGGAGAUGGCAGGCGAGUCGGUCCUCAGUGCUCUGAGCGGCUGUAAGAUCCUACGGGAGCUGUCCAAGCUGGAGAGCCAGACGGAGACCAAGCUGGCCAUGAAGGAGCUAGCGCAAAGGUUCGAGAACCUGGCUCACGAUGUAUUCAGUAAGUGUUACCAGAGCAGUGAGAGUCGCUCCUUCACCCUGCUGAUCAGGAAGUCUCCCGUGUGGGGAGGGACCACCUGUCUAAAGAUGGGCAUGGCCGCCGACGCCCGCCUCUUCUUCAGCCAUGAUGGAGUGCAGUCUCUCCUGUCUCAGAUCUGGUGGGGGGAUAUGAAGAGGAGCACGGAGGUGUGGAAACUCCUCCUCACCUUCUUCUGUCCCGUUCUGAUGUACACCCAGCUCAUCUCCUUCAGGGAACUGGAGGAGCCGGGGAAGCCUGAUGAGGUUGCGCAGGGUAGAGACAAUGACAGCCUUUAUGGAGAGACAAUUUUCUCCUUCUCUGACAUCAAGCACAUUGAACAUCAUACACAGGGUCCUAAUAGUCCCAGAUAUCCUCUAAAAGGCAGGCCCAACACCCCACCUAAAAGGCCUUUUGUGGUAUCCCGAUGGCGGCAGUUUUGGUUCGCACCCGUCACUUCCUUUUUAGGCAACGUUCUGAUGUACUUCCUGUUCCUCCUGCUGUUUGCCUACGUGCUAUUGGUGGACUUUAAGCCGCCGCCCCCGCGAGGCCCCGCUAUCGCCGAGUGUGUGUUGUACUUCUGGGUGUUCACAAUCGUCUGUGAGGAGAUCCGAGAGACGUUCUUAAUGGGCAGCAUGACGUGGCAUCAGAGAAUGAGGAAGUAUGUCCAGGACGUUUGGAACAAGUGUGUCCUCACCGCCGUCAUACUCUUCAUCAUAGGCCUCACCUGCAGGAUGUUCCAGUGGUCCUAUGAGUUUGGCCGAGCAGUCCUGUGUGUGGACUACAUGGUCUUCACCCUUCGUCUCAUCCACAUCUUCGCCAUUCACAAACAACUGGGGCCAAAGAUCAUCAUCGUCGGCAAGAUGAUGAAGGAUAUCUUCUUCUUCCUCUUCUUCCUGGGGGUGUGGCUUAUGGCAUACGGGGUGGCCAAUCAAGCGCUGCUGUACUCCUAUGACCCCCGCCCCGCCUGGAUCUUCCGGCGCCUGUUCUACAGGCCAUACCUGCACAUAUUUGGACAGAUCCCAGUGGAGGAAAUAGAUGUGGGGAAGGAGUGGGACAUGGAAUGCACUGACAAUGUGACGCUGAUCGAGGGAGGCGCGGAGCCCUGCAGGAGCCAGUAUGCUAACUGGCUAGUGAUCAUAUUACUGGUCAUCUACCUACUGGUCACCAACAUCCUGCUCAUCAACCUACUCAUCGCCAUGUUCAGUUACACAUUCUCUAAGGUGCAGGUCCAGAGUGACACCUACUGGAAGUUCCAGCGCUACAACCUGAUUGUGGAGUACCACUCCCGGCCCUCCCUUGCUCCCCCUUUCAUUUUCCUCUCCCACUUUCACCUCUUCAUCAAGAGAUACAUCCGCAAGGUACCCUCGGUCAAGAUCCUCCAUUUUGUAUUGGAGCUGAAGGGGAAAGCAGCUAACAGGCUAAUGACAUGGGAGGCCAUUCAGAAGGAGAACUUCCUGACAGCCCAGAGCAAGAUCCAGAGAGGGAGUGACUCUGAGAGGCUCAAACGGAUGUCAGUCAAGGUGGACAGUGUGCUGAAACAGAUGGCUGAGACAAGGGAUCAUGAUCGCAGACUGAGGGCUCUGGAAUCGGAGUUGGAGUAUUGCUCCAGUGCACUCAGCUGGAUAGUGGAAGCCCUCUCACAGAGCAACAUGGUCAAACCCACUCGCCCCCCGCCAACACUUAGAGAACCAUUCCCUUCCUCAUCCGCUUCCAUCUGAUCCUGUCUUUGUUUACAUGCCAAGCCAUUCAGGGUCACUGAAAGGAAAAGUUGAUACGCUGUUUCUUUCCGCUUCGGCUGCUUCUUUAUCAACAAGUCUUCACUGUAUUCAACUGCUGCCAAUUGUUUUUGUUGACAUUUUAAAAUGGUCUGUAUUCGUUGAGGUUGUGUAUUUCAUUUGUAAAAGGUUCCCCAAAGACUACAGUUGGAUCCAGGGGAAAGGACUGGAAAAUACACUGUCAAGAAACUUUUAUUUUAUUUUUUAUUUUUAUCUUUUUUGGGGGGGGAUGGAUCAGCUUAAUAUUGCAGAUUGUAUCUUC
Molecule: messenger RNA, 4220 nt
Organism: Coregonus clupeaformis (lake whitefish)
Lineage: Eukaryota; Metazoa; Chordata; Actinopteri; Salmoniformes; Salmonidae
Product: transient receptor potential cation channel subfamily M member 4
Exons: 27
Coding region: 149-3901 (1250 amino acids)
Biological process (GO): calcium ion transmembrane transport
Cellular component (GO): membrane
Molecular function (GO): calcium-activated cation channel activity; ligand-gated calcium channel activity
Source: RefSeq, a predicted model, not a curated record